Molecule: messenger RNA, 1507 nt
Organism: Dalotia coriaria
Lineage: Eukaryota; Metazoa; Arthropoda; Insecta; Coleoptera; Staphylinidae
Gene: SerRS-m
Product: Seryl-tRNA synthetase, mitochondrial
Biological process (GO): mitochondrial seryl-tRNA aminoacylation
Cellular component (GO): mitochondrion
Molecular function (GO): serine-tRNA ligase activity; tRNA binding; ATP binding
Source: RefSeq, a predicted model, not a curated record
CAAGAACAUAAGUUAAUAAAUGUUGUAUGUAGGCAUUAAACAAAAUUAAAGUGCAUUUGUAUGGAAUUGGAAGUGGCAACACCGUUAAAACGGUGGGGAUACUACAAUAUAUCUCGCUAGUUUUACUUCUCCUGAUUUAACCUUCCUUUUAGUUCUUAUGUGAUUUGAAAAAAAUUGAGGCAAAAAAUAAUUAAAAUGUUUACAAGAGGAGUAUUAUCAUCAAGUAAAAGUUUUUCUUCCAUUCGUCUAAUCUACAAUGCAUGUCAACCAGAAUUAGAUGUUGAAUACAUUUGCAAUGCCAAAAACUUUGAUGAAAUAUCAAAAAAUAUCAAUGAUCGAAAAGGUAUUGGUGAUAUAAAUUUAGUUCAUGAGUACAAUAAAGAAUUAUCCAUUGCCCCACAAUCUGAAAAACAAAUUCAAGAAAAACUAUUGAAGGCAAUGUUAAGUCUACCAAAUAAAACACAUCCCAAUGCACAAUUUGAAGAACCAAAAGUUUUAAGAACUGUAGGCAAACCAAGACAAUUUGACUUUAAACCAAGGGAUUUUCAUGAAAUAACAAAGAGAAUGCAAUUGGCAAGAACUGACCAACUAGGCACCUUAACAGGCUCAAGAAGUUAUUACUUGUAUGGUGAUUUAGCAGCAUUGGAAACUGCACUAAUUAAGUUUUCACUAAAUACUUUACUGAAAAAUGGUUUUAAGCUGGUUUCAGUACCUGACAUUCUAGAUAGACGAAUUAUUGAGAGUUGUGGGAUGAAUACAGAAGGGGAAAGAACACAAGUUUAUUCAUUAGAUUAUGAAAAACAUGGAGGUGAUUUGUGUCUGUCAGGCACAUCUGAAAUGGCUCUAGCUGGAUACUUUAGUAACAAAGUAUUUCCUGCUGAUAAAUUACCAAUGAAAGUAGCUGCUGUGAGUCGUUGUUUCCGAGCGGAAGCUUCAAGUAUUGCCGAAGAACGAGGAAUAUUUAGAGUUCAUCAAUUUACCAAAGUGGAAAUGUUUGCACUGGUUGAACCAUCAAAAUCAGACGAAACUUUAGAAGAAUUUCGCCAACUAGAGGAAAAUAAUUUUGAAUCACUUGGUUUGCAUUAUAAAACAUUGGACAUGCCAGCCCAUGAACUCGGAGCACCGGCGUAUAGAAAAUAUGAUAUUGAAGCUUGGAUGCCAGGAAGGAAUAUGUAUGGUGAGAUAUCGAGUUGCAGUAAUUGCACGGAUUAUCAAUCGAGGCGUUUGGGCAUCAAGUACAAGGCAUCGGAUGGACAAACACGACACUUGCACACCAUCAAUGGGACAGCGUGCGCGGUACCAAGAAUGUUAAUAGCUAUAGUAGAGAAUUUUCAAAAUAAUAAUGGUACAAUUGAAAUUCCUAAGGUUUUACAAAAGUAUUUUGGUGGUAGUAAUAAGAUACUAAAACAGAAAGGAAUACCAGAGUUAAAACUUGUGAAAAAUAAGAAAUAAAUGAUUUGUUACCAAAAUAUGUAGCGUAUUAUGAAGUAAACAUUGAAAAUUGAAA